Fusarium coffeatum is the source of this 2919-nucleotide messenger RNA. RefSeq lists its product as uncharacterized. The record is from RefSeq and is a predicted model, not a curated record. The transcript is spliced from 12 exons. Lineage: Eukaryota; Fungi; Ascomycota; Sordariomycetes; Hypocreales; Nectriaceae. Bases 1 to 2919 code for a protein of 972 amino acids.
AUGGCGACCCCAGCUGAACAACAAGCCGCCGCAAACGCCUUCAUCCAGGAGGUUUGGGGUCUUCAAGGCGCUGCUUACUUCGUCGUUGGACUCCGUUACUACAGCCAAUUCUCUUCUUUCGGUCGAAGAUUCCAGUGGGAUGAUGUUCUUAUGCUAUUAGCCACGUUAGUAUACACUGCCGAAUCAGUAGCAGCCUAUUUCGUCGUCGCAUAUUGGAAAGGCCUCGCGAACAAUGGUAUAACACCAGCGCAGCGUCAAGCAUUGAGAGAUGACCCGGAUGGUCCGGAAUGGGCGUUGAGGAUCAAUGGGUCAAAGACACAUGUGAUUGGACUCUUGCUGUACAUGACGCUACUGUGGUUGCUAAAGGGAUAUUGGGUCAUUUACUACCUUCGACUCACCGAGGGUGUCGCUUCCACAAAGCGAUAUGCGCGAUGGGGCGCUGUCAUCAUCCCUGUGACGUACAUCUCAUGCUUCCUCGUAGCCUUUCUCAAGUGUAUACCGUUUGAGAAGCAAUGGCAGAUUGAUCCCGAGCCUCAAAACUCCUGCUUGCCAGCCAUCACGUAUAUUCAGACCAUUUAUGUCAUGGCCAUGAACACCGUCACCGAUUUCUAUCUCAUGUCGAUUCCUCUUCCCGUAACUAUUUCGCUUCCCAGAAUGCCUUGGCGCAAGAAGAUUGUCAUCAUGUUCAUGUUCAGCGGUGCACUCCUAGAAAUGAUCUUUGGCAUCCUGAGAGCAGUAUCCAUUCUGACCAAAGGAAACACUGAUCCAGCCCAGUCAGGAUACUGGUCCGUCCGCGAAUCCUUCGUCAGCUUCGUCCUCACAAACCUACCAAUGGUUUACCCUCUCCUCAAACAACUCGUCGAGAAGACCGUCUCUGCAUCGAAAAGUGGCACCAACAAGACCAGUGGACUAGGUGACAGUCAAGGAUACAAACUAGAAGAUUACCGAAACAAGGUUCACUCCAAAUCACGACCUGAUGAAACAGAAUUGGGAGAUACAGUUUGGGGAUCGAAGGAUCAUAUCGUCGCGAACAAUGGGCAAGUCAGUGCCGAUGAUUCAUCAGUUAAUAGCGGGAAUAAAGGACAAAGGAGUUCACAUGCGAAUAUGCGAUCUGAGAAUGUUGCGCAAGCUGUUGGUGGUCUACCAGUUGGUCAUCAGCAUGCUUGGGGAGUCGAGGCGGGUGUUGGGGAGAUUGUGGUGACGAAGGAAUAUGUUGUUCAGGUUGACGAAGAGGCGGCGAAGCCUACAACGAGUUACUCAAAGCGCUUCUAUGGGAUGAGUGCGACAACAUCCAUCGCAUGUGGACAGGCUCGUCACCACCGAAGUGGAGAUAACCGCUCUUCCCCUCAUUCGCUCGGCAAACCUCAACGUCAACCUCACAGAUUCAUUCUCAGAGACCUCCAUGUUUACAGAAUGACCGCAAACUUCAACCACCAGUCAUUAGGUGCGACGCUGAGAGGGAUUAAGAAUGACAGAGUAACUCAAUUUCGGGGAAUUCCCUACGGCCAUAUCCCACGCCGUUUUGCAGCCGCCGAGAAGAUCAACGAGUACCCUCAAGAGCUGGACUGCACCGCAUACGGUCCGCGAUGUCCUCAAGUUCACGUCGAUGUCGGUCAUUUGCUGCGCAUACCGCCUGACCAUCAAUUUCCUCAUGAGCCCGAAGAUGAGUUCAAGUGCACCAACUUGGAUGUGACGAUGCCCAGCCUUGAAUGCCCAAGUGGCCCGAAGAAGCUACCUGUAUUCGUAUGGAUCCAUGGAGGAUCUCAGGCUGUGACGUUUGGAAGCGCUGCGUCUGGUAUUUGCGAUAUGACGACAAUCGUGGCCGAUUCUGCCCGCUUUGGUACUCCAAUCAUUGCAGUAUCAAUCCAAUACCGUCUCAACAUCUUCGCCCUCGGUUCCAAACCUGGUCCACCAAACCUAGCCCUACGCGACCAAGAACUAGCAUUGCACUGGAUUCAAGAGCACAUAGCAGGUUUCAACGGUGAUCCACAAAAAGUCACGUUAGCAGGCGAAAGCGCAGGGGCAGUUUACACCCACGCACAUCUCGUAACCCGCGCCCCAGCAAACCAGUUUAUUUUAUCUUCUGGAUCCUUGUACCUCUCUCCUCCCCAGCCACCGAACGCUGUUUCAAACGUUCGUGAAAGUGUUUCGAAACAGUUGCGAGACAUGGAUGCUACCCUAACUUUAGAGAAUGCAACCGUUACCGAUGUGGUGGAAGGGGUGAAACGAGCGGGUCUGGGGUCGUUUUUCCUCGAAUGGGAAGACAGGUUUGAGGGUUGGGAGAUAAGCACGGGAAACGCUGGGGGGUUGAUGCUUAGUGAUGUUCAGAAGGAGGCGGUUAUCUGGCAAACCGGUAUUUUGGGAAUGGAUCACAAUGACAUUGUGAGCGCGUUCGAUGCUGCGGGAGAAUACGGUGAGGAGUUGAAGAAGCUUUAUCACAUUUACCCGGACAGGCCUUCAUCUUGCAGAACUGGGGCAUUGGAUUUCAUCAAUGACCUCAGAUUUCUACUUCCGAUCCAUCACAUGGAAGAACUUUGGAAAGAAGUAGGAAAACCCGUCUACAGAUGUCACAUUGACGAAGCCAACCCAUGGCAGCCUUCUGCCGGAGCUCAUCAUGCUGUGGAUUUACUCUUCCUCUUCAACGGUCUCGAUCUAAACUUUACACACGGGGCUAAGAAGGUUGGAGGCGAAAUGCGCGAGGCUUGGAUUGACUUUAUCAAUAUGGGAAAACCAUGGCCCAGCGCAUCCGAGUCACCCGCUGCUUUCGGACCGCACGGUUACUGUAGGGAAGUAUACGAUUGGGACUUGCAAUCCCUUCGACGAGUCGCCGAAGCCAAAAGACUGGCAACCAUGGACCAGACCCUCUUAACCAAAGCAUUCAUCACACUCGCAGCAGGAAAAGUCAGUUUACUCAACUAA